This is a messenger RNA of Dendroctonus ponderosae (mountain pine beetle), 1802 nucleotides long. RefSeq names its product TBC1 domain family member 22B (gene Tbc1d22). The transcript has 3 exons. Gene Ontology annotation, molecular function: GTPase activator activity. Lineage: Eukaryota; Metazoa; Arthropoda; Insecta; Coleoptera; Curculionidae. Gene Ontology annotation, biological process: activation of GTPase activity. Bases 237 to 1643 code for a protein of 468 amino acids. The record is from RefSeq and is a predicted model, not a curated record.
UAAGUCUACCGCCCUGAAUUUGAAAAGAACCAUUAAAGUACCGCUAGUGCAUCAGAUUGCUCAUACCAGUUAAUACGAAGCAUUAACCAGAGCUUGUGAAUGAAGACGAUUUGAACAUAACCCUAUAAAGGGAAGUGAACUUGUAAAGUGUUUUGCUGGUGUUCCUAGCUGGAAAAUGCCUAUAUUAAAAUAAUGGAAGGUUUAUACUCAAAGCUGGUAAUUUGAUUGAGCUGAGGAUGGACGGGGAUCAGGACAAAACGUCUUUUUGGAAGAAAAAUAUUAAAAAUGUACCUGGCAGACCGAGCCCCAAAAGAGAGAGCCGAAGUACCAGCAAGAGCAAACCUCAAGGUUCAACAUCAUUUCAAGACUUCCAAGCUUCAGUGAGCGAUGCAUGGACAGUUGAUGAUGAUGAAUUCUGUACUGGAUUAAAAAAUACUAAAAUAUCAAAAAAAGUUUCUCAGUCUGCAGCUCUAAAUGUGUUAAAUUCUCAUCGAAGUACGACUGAAAUCAACAGAUCUUCAACUGAAAAUCUAAGUGAUACAGCCCCUCAAAUAAUCAGAGAUGCGGAAAUAGUGAGAAUUAGUCGAAUUCCUGGAAGACCUUUGCAAAUGCAUUGUUACAAUCCUCCACAAGAAGAAGACAGCGAGUCGAAAUUGGAAAGAUUUGAGGCUCUCUUGGUAAAUCCGCCUUCUCUUCAAGAGUUAUGCAAACUGAGCUGGUCUGGGAUUCCUGUCAAAGUACGCGGCAUCACUUGGAGAUUGCUGUCGGGUUAUUUGCCAAUAAACGUGGAGCGACGGGAGGGUGUGUUAGAGAGAAAGCGACAGGAUUAUUGGACGUUAGUUGAAAAAUAUUAUUACACAGAACACGAUGAAGUUAAUCGCGAUAUUCAGCAUCAAAUAAAUAUAGAUGUGCCAAGGAUGAACCCUACGAUAACACUGUUCCAGCAGAGGACUGUCCAAAAUAUGUUUGAACGAAUACUCUUUAUUUGGUCAAGUAGACAUCCCGCAUCGGGAUAUGUACAGGGAAUUAACGACUUAGUUACUCCAUUUUUUGUGGUGUUUCUCCAAGAGUUUAUCUCAGACAAUAAACCCUUUGAAACAUUUAGUGUAGAUACUCUUUCUGAAGAAAACCGUAAGAUUAUUGAAGCGGAUUCAUUUUGGUGUUUAUCAAAAUUUCUGGAUGGAAUUCAAGACAAUUACGUUUUUGCUCAGAUUGGAAUACAACAGAAGGUUUUGCAGUUAGAGGAAUUGAUCAAACGAGUGGACGAAACCCUGCACAAACAUUUGAAGCAACACAAUGUUAGUUACUUGCAGUUUUCAUUUCGAUGGUUAAAUAAUUUGCUUACUAGAGAGCUGCCAUUACGAUGUACAAUUCGCUUAUGGGAUACAUACUUAGCUGAGAAUGACUGUUUCGCAACAUUCCAGUUAUAUGUGUGUGCGGCCUUUCUGUUGUACUGGAAAGAGGAUUUAAUGAGGGAAAGAGACUUUCAAGGGCUUUUGCUGUUGCUACAAAAUCUGCCAACUCAGUCAUGGAGUAGUUCUCAAAUUAGCCUUUUAGUUGCUGAGGCUUACAAGCUGAAAGUUAUGUUUGCUGACGCUCCCAACCAUUUACAUUGUAAUACAACAAACAGCAAUGAAAGUUGAGACUACAGCAGCAGCGCUUUACUUUUUUUAGAAUUUCUGUCCUAAAUUUUAAGGUAUGUUAUUUGUUAAAUGUAAAUACAUGACUUCACAUAUUUUUAUAUUAUAUAUUUCGUAAUAUAAAUUUCAUUUGUAAUAAUUCAAUAAAAUACUAAUUACUUU